AAAAUAGCAGAAAACAAGAAAAAUAGCAGGACAGCUUCUUUUACGCCCCCAGCGUUAACAUUCCCUCUCUCUCUCUCUCUCUCAGAUACAGAAAAAACGCACGAGAAUCGAUUCUCUUGCAGCGUAGAAACCCAGAGACGACGGGAUCUGCGUCUCUUGAUGACUGCAACCCGACAGCAUUCUUCUCCGUCAUUGACUAUUUUGGACCUGAAGAUAACAAGAAAAGCGAGGUUGAUUUGGCAGAAGGCUUUGCUUUUUGAAUCUUGAAAAGGAAAAGGAGUAAAACAGAGAACCGCUUGUUUUGGUGUUCUUGGACUAGAAGCGGGGCGAGCGAUGUUGCCUAAGAGUGGUGACCAUCAUACAGUCCCAUUGUCGGUAUUGUUAAAGAGGGAAUCCGCCAAUGAAAAGAUUGAGAGGCCUGAAAUUUCGCAUGGCCAGGCCAGUCAGAGCAAGAAAGGCGAGGACUUCACGUUCAUUAAGACCGAAUGCCAACGGGUAUUGGGUGAUGGGGUCACCACAUAUUCCGUCUUUGCGUUAUUUGAUGGCCACAAUGGAUCUGCAGCUGCCAUAUAUUCCAAGGAGAAUCUCUUGAACAAUGUCUUGAGUGCUAUUCCUCCAGAUCUUAGCAGUGACGAAUGGGUCUUGGCACUACCCCGGGCUUUGGUUGCAGGCUUUGUGAAAACUGAUAAAGAGUUCCAAGAAAGAGCACAAACGUCGGGAACAACUGCCACCUUUGUAAUAAUUGAGGGAUGGGUCUUAACAGCUGCAUCAGUUGGUGAUUCUCGUGGCGUCUUUGAAUCUGCUGAAGGGGCAAUAUAUUACCUGUCAGCAGACCAUAGACUUGAAUGCUGUGAAGAAGAGAGGGAAAGAAUAACUGCAAGUGGUGGUGAGGUUGGUCGGCUUAAUACUGGUGGUGGCACAGAGAUUGGCCCCUUGAGAUGUUGGCCUGGUGGGUUGUGUCUUUCACGAUCUAUUGGAGAUAUGGAUGUUGGAGAGUUCAUAGUUCCUGUACCUUAUGUGAAGCAAAUAAAGAUAUCGUCAUCUGGUGGCAGGCUUAUUAUUUCAAGUGAUGGUGUUUGGGAUGCGUUAUCUGCGGAAACAGCUUUCGACUGUUGCCGAGGGAUGCCAGCAGAUGCUGCAGCUGCACAGAUUGUCAAAGAAGCCGUACAUGUUAAAGGUCUUCGAGAUGAUACAACCUGUAUUGUAGUAGAUAUACAACCUCCGGAGAAGCCCGAGCCUCCGAAACCACCAUCAAAGAAGCAAGGGAAACGAGUCUUUAAGUCUAUGUUCCGCAAAAAGCAUUCAGAAUCAUCUUCUCAGGUCGACAAGGAAGAAUAUUCUGAGCCAGAUGUGGUCGAGGAACUCUUUGAGGAAGGCUCUGCUUCACUUUCAGAAAGGUUGGACUCAAAGUACCCCGUCUGCAAUAUGUUUAAGCUGUUCAUGUGUGCCGUCUGCCAAGUAGAAAUAAAACCCGGAGAAGGCAUUUCAAUACACGCAGGAACAGCUGAUCCAAGAAAAUCACGGCCUUGGGAUGGCCCUUUCCUUUGCUCGAGCUGCCAAGAGAAGAAAGAGGCCAUGGAAGGGAGAAGACCUUCUGGAGCAUCUAGAUACAGUAGUGGAAGUGAAUAGUGAAUCUCCUCAAGUGAGUUCCAACCCGUUUCUUCUAACGUUCCCAAAGCUGAUCGUUACUGAGAAGGCCAACGUGUAGGACAAGACGAACUCCCUUCGUGUCUCCAUAAGCUGUGAGGGUAAAUUGGACCCUUUUGUGAAUAACUAAAUCACCACCAGGAUCUUCCAGAUUCAGCUUGCUUUUGUGACUAGAAGAUUGGAAUUUGUGAAUUUUGUAGCGAGUUUGAACAGUUGAUUAUGAUGUAUAAUAUACUGGGCACCCCUUCAUCCGAUCUCAGAUAACUUAUUCUCCUUACUUACAGUUACCUUUGAUCAAUUAUUCGUAAACUGUUGUUCUUGGACAGAGCUAACACAAGUGAAAGCUAUCCUCGUUGUAAUAUUUUGUCAUGUAGAAUGUUUGGCUAGAGUGUUAGGAUUCUUCUUAUCUCA
Messenger RNA from Sesamum indicum (sesame), 2058 nucleotides. Its product is annotated as putative protein phosphatase 2C 12. Gene Ontology annotation, biological process: protein dephosphorylation. The record is from RefSeq and is a predicted model, not a curated record. NCBI's taxonomy places the organism in Eukaryota, Viridiplantae, Streptophyta, Magnoliopsida, Lamiales, Pedaliaceae. Gene Ontology annotation, molecular function: protein serine/threonine phosphatase activity.